Emiliania huxleyi CCMP1516 is the source of this 1221-nucleotide messenger RNA. RefSeq lists its product as hypothetical. Bases 1 to 1221 code for a protein of 406 amino acids. The transcript has 2 exons. Gene Ontology annotation, molecular function: ATP binding. The record is from RefSeq and is a predicted model, not a curated record. NCBI's taxonomy places the organism in Eukaryota, Haptophyta, Isochrysidales, Noelaerhabdaceae.
AUGAAAGCGAUGAAAGCGGUGCUGCGCGAGCUGCGCCGCUCGUGGGCGCCCCUCGUGCGCAGCUACCUAGAACGCAAUGGUGGCUCGGCUCCCAUCAACAAUCUCGGUGGCGCUGUGCAGCUGCCACAGAGUGUGCGUGGUCAGGUGCGCUUUGCACAGGCACUCACGCAAUGCGAGUUCCAAACGAGCAAUGGCAUCGUGCUGCUGCCCAACGCGACACUGUCGGCAUCCCGCCGUCCGCGACCCACCGAGUACCAGACCCUCGAGAGCAUCAUUGGCGCGCGUCGCGGUCGUGAGGAUGAGGAGGAUGAGGAGGCCAGGCGGCCUGCACAGCGACGCCGGACGGCAGAGCUGGCGUGGGGCAUCGACCUGCGUCCGUCAGACGCACACGUGCCGCCCGACGAGGCGUCACGUCGCUCCGAACGCGCCUACCGCUUCGGGACGUCGAUCGGCGGCCACGCUGGCGGCACGAUGCGGGAUGGCCUGCCGUCGCGCCCUCCCGGUGUCUUCGACUGGAGCCGGUACGCACUCAAGUGGAGGAGCUUCGAGGCGCGCGAUCAGGACCAGGAGCGCUACAUGCAGAUGCUCAGCUCCGACGAUGUCGGCGUCGUCGUCGGCUUCGGCAAGGCGGGUACCGGUAAGACGCUACUCGCUUCACCGCCGGCGAGGACCUGGGCUUCCUUCCCUCUGCUCGACGCCAUCGACAAAUUCAUGGGCGACGGCGCGUGGGUCGCGCUGCAGAACAAGCACCUGCUCGAGCUGCAGUCGUUUGCGUACAUGCGUGGCCGCACGCACGAGCGGGCCUUUGUGAUCGCCGACGAGGUGCAGAACGCGAGCUGCUCGCAGCUCAAGCUGCUCGCAACGCGCGUCGGCGAGGGCUCGCGGCUCUGCAUCCUCGGCGACGGCUUGCAGCCCGACCGGCGCGUCGGCGGCAACUGGGCAGGCGGCGGCCCGAGCGGGCGCGCCUCAUCGAUUGAGCUCUUCGUCGACUUUGUCGAGAGCGGCGGCCUGCACCGCGCCGACCUCCCCGCGCAGGUCGACCCCGACGCGUGCGUCAAGAUCGCGCGGCUGAGGACUUGCCAGCGGAGCGACACCGCCGCGGCGAUGCUCGCCGCCAUGGAGCGGUUUGAGCACGAGGUGAUGCCUGCACCGCGGCCGGAGCAUGGGCAGUCAGCGGCCAGCCUUCUGCGGGAGGCGGUGGCUCAGGCUGGGCGUGAGUGA